AUGAUCGGCCCUGGAGACGAAAACGUAGAGGCAGCAGGAAAGGAGAAGCGAGGGAAACGUGUGAUCCCUGAAUUCGGUGUACAGGGUUGCAGGCUGCUCGGAGCCCCGGGUCUGUUCUCCAGCCCUGCGCACCCCGAGCGCCGCCAGCACCCACCCUGCGGGGCUGGGACCUCACGGCUCACCCCGACUCUGGGGAACCUGCGAGCUGACCCAUCCGUGCCGGGGCCGCACGCCUGGACCCCUGAGCGGCCGCAGUCAGAGCUGGAGACCCGUCGGCAACUCGGCUGCAGCUCCGGGAGGGCGCGGGGACUCGGGCCGCACGGUCCCUGGCGGCGCUCUGGGCACCCAGCGAGAUCGCGCGCUCCCUCCUGGCGGGUCCCCCGCGCGCCGCCGAGAGCGCACAGGCCUGAGCGCCCCGCUGAAGCCUCAGAACCGCACAGCGAGCUGCUGGAGCUGCGGCGUCAGAAACCUCGGGAACCGACCCACCUCAUCGCUCCUCAUGGGCAGUUACUGGGCAAGCUGGGGUCCCCGCCGUCGUCCCCACCAGAGGUGCGCACGGGCGAGACCGGGAGGCCGCCGAACCGCCGACCGGCUCAGCCGCUUCAACAGGUCCACCGGGUUCGGCAAGUCCGCGCCUGCCCUGCCCUGCGGCACAGACCUGGGAGGAAGCCGCCAAACUGCGACCCUGCCAGUCCCACCGCGUGGGUGGCCAGUGAGUCUUGCAGGCGCUUUCCCAUGGAGAGGGCCCACAAUUCCACUGUGGGGCCCCUUCCCUCGGACUGGUGGGAGAGCUACCUCCAGCGGACUAUCUGGUCUCUGCGGCACGCCGGAGCCGUGUGCAGCCCGGUGACCAUCAAGAUAGCACCUCCCGAGCCGAAAGUGCUUCUCUCCAGCCCUCCAGCAGAGGUGAGGGACUCCGCAGGAUCCUCACCCUCGGAGAAGCCCCCAGACCCAUGUGCCAAGGAGACAGUGCUGAGGGCCCUCAGAGAGUGCAAGAAAGGGAGGGAGAGGUUGGAAGAACCCGCGUCGUUGGCUUGCCAGGUAAGGGAAGGAGUCCCUGAGGCCAGACCAUCCACAUUUAAGCCCCUGAUGAAAAAUGGAGUCCUCACUUCUUUUGUGCCCACGCCUGGGGCUCUGAAGAGAAGCCUCAACUCCUGGAGCUCAGAUCACAGCUUGAACGAGAGGCCCAGUUGCUCCUCCGUGAACUCCUUGGCCAGCACAUGCACAGGUGCCCUCCGCUCCAGGAGAAAUGCUAUCGCAAGUUCCUACAGCUCUUCUAGAGCUUUCUCUGAGUCUCGGAAGAGAAGUGUUCCCAGUGCCUCCCUGCAGCCACCAGAAAGGCCUGUAAAAAAGAAAGGCAAGGGUCAUCAUUCUCACUCUCUGGUCCUGAUGUACUCGGACCAGUUCCCAGCAGCAUCUGGGGAACCAAGUCUGCAGACGCCUCAGCUUUUCUCUAGCCCUGGGAACCUGCUGUCACAGACCCCACCUGCCCAGCUAGGGAAUGCAGACCCUAAAGGGGACCUGGCCUUACGGAAAAAAGGUAGACUCCAGUGGAGCAAUCCAGCCAGAGAGGAGACGCCUGAGGGCACCACCCACUCAGGCUCUGACACUUGGUCUGCUGCUCAGCCUUCGCUGUCUCUUCCCAUGCCUCCUGCAGGCACAGCUCCAACCCAGGGCACAAAUCCACAGAUGGAAAGCUUAGCAGACAGGCAGGAGCCUCCUGGGGAGGAUGUCAGUGUAGCCCAUUCACCUCUGGAGGUCUGGAGACUGCUGUCUUCACAUGGCUUCCCCUGCAUGCAGUCAGGGCCCCUGCUGGGCACUUCUUCAGACUCACAUCCCACAGCCACAUUCAUCUUGCUGACCCCAGUUUCUCCCACCUGUCCAGUCACUGAUGCCACAUGGCCCUCAUCUCCCUCUCCUAGGACUCCCAUGCCCCCACCCCCCACACCGCCAACACUUCCUGUGCAAAGUACUUUGUUUGGAGUGAGUAGCCCAGCUCCGCAUUUUCCUGCAUCUUCAUGUCCUGCUGCAACUUCUGCUGGCCCCACAGUGAGCCCUGUUUGGGGGCCCCAACCCUACAGUGAGAUCAGAGGUUCCUUAUAUUCCAGCACUUCUGUGGUGGCUGCAGCAUCUUCAACUCCAGCUGUCUUCGCUCCCACCUUCAUGCCUAUCUUUGGUGGCCUAGGACCUCUGAAAACUCUGCCUAGGAUAGCUCACUUCUCUUUCAAGCAAACCUCUCCUCCAGCUCCUCCCACUUCUACCCAUCUGCCCCAUAGCCUGGUCAAGACGACUUCUGUAGUCAUGGCCACCACCCCAGCCAGCACAUCCAAAGACUCUUUUUUCACACAGCCUUUGGAUUUUGGUGUCGUGAAUGUUACCAGUACCAUGGACAGCACUUACUCCAUCCCUUCUACUUGCCACACUUUACUUCUUGGGGCUGCCUGUGCCUUCAGAGCCAGCUUCUCUCCAGACACAAGUUUCAUCUUCCCACCACAGCAGCGUGCUACCAUUCCCACCGUACACACAGUCACCAUCUUUAGCCAGGUUCUUACCAGUGCUGCCCAGAUAUCCCCAAAUAAAAGCACUGCCAAUUUUCGGGGUGUGGGUGAUCCUCUUUCAGCCUCAGCCCUGGUCACCACAAACCAGCCCUCAUUAUCAUCCAGCAUCUCCAAUCCAACCUCAGCAUUUGCAGUUUCCUUGGGGUCAGGCUCGAGGCCAUCUUUCCCACUCUUCCCAGGAGCCACCUCCCAGCCAGCAUUCAGGGCUACAGGUAGGCAGAAGCCAGGAGCCCUCCAACCAGCCCUGGGCCCAAGCUUCAGUAGCUCUUUCAUUUUUGGAGACUCUGCAGUGGUGUCCCCAACCUCAACCCUAACUCCAGCUCAGCCAGACUUCAGCAGUACCACGCAGUCACCCUGUGGGGGUAUGACACCCUCAGCCUCCACCUUUCACAUCCCUGCCAGCAUCUUGCCAAAUUUGGGCAGUACUCUAGCAGGUUUUCCCUUUGGUCAACCUAGUACAACUGAUAUUGGAGUUGUCAACCAGACCCACCAGAAUGGGGCUUGUGGUUCAGUGUUCGGCAGCACAGCCCCACGACCUUUUGCCUUUGGGGUAUUGGUGACCCCUAUGGACUGUGGGGAGAUUGGGAUCAGUGCCCCAGACAUGAGCUCCAACUCUGGAGCAUUCAGCAUUGGAGCGGUGCCAAGUGGGACAACUAGCACCAUCACACCCUUUGGAAAAGGCUGUAGCCAGAACACCCAAGGCCUGACCAGCCAGAACACACCUUUUGUCGUGGGGAGGGCCAGCAUCUCUGCAAGAAAGACUAUGUCUGGGGGCCCCUGCAUGGCCCCCUUUGCUCAGAGCAUGCCUGUCCCUGGGCCAAUACAGACUAACAGUAGCCUUGGCUUUGGGAUGCCCUCUCCACUUGCUCAGGGUUCUCCUGGGAGAGGACCUUUCAGAUCAUCAGCCUCUUCAUUUUCCAUUGGUGCAAAAUCAAAACCCCCAAAGAAUUGGGGGCAAGCGCAUUCCCGAAGGCAUCAUGCACACAAGAAAUAG
Molecule: messenger RNA, 3552 nt
Organism: Nyctereutes procyonoides (raccoon dog)
Lineage: Eukaryota; Metazoa; Chordata; Mammalia; Carnivora; Canidae
Gene: POM121L2
Product: POM121 transmembrane nucleoporin like 2
Biological process (GO): RNA export from nucleus; protein import into nucleus
Cellular component (GO): nuclear pore
Molecular function (GO): structural constituent of nuclear pore
Source: RefSeq, a predicted model, not a curated record